AUGAUGCACAUAAAGAAGUAAGUUUUAUGAGUUUAUUUAAUUAUACUUAGUUAUUUUAGAUAGAAUUAAAAAGUAUUAAAUGUAAGUAUAAUAUCAGUGAAUUGAUUAUUAAAGAUUUUCAUGCAGUAAAAGUAAAUUUUAAUAUUGAAGAGCAUUGUGAUUCACUAAAUAAUAGAAUUAGAAUUUAACUACAAAAUAUUUAGAGUUGGUUAUUAAUAUUAUUUACACAUGCAAAUAACAUGGUAGUAUUAUAAUUUGUAUGGUCUAAAACUACAAAUAAAGAAUAUCAAGUUACACUGUACUUUUAUAGUAAUAUUGAAGCUGUGUAUAAAAAUCAUAAUUUAAUAGACUAAUAAUAAUUACACAGUUAUUAAUAAUUAACAAAUUUUAUAAUAUAAAUAUGCUAUUCUUGAAUACAAUUAAAUAUGACAUGCUCAAUAAAUUACAUAUAUAAACUUUCAACUGUUGUAUUAUAAAUGUAUUUUACUUCCUAAUAAUAAUCUUAAUGAUAAUACUUUUCCAUUAAUCUAAUGCCUGAGACCCAUUUAAGGGAAAGAUUAAAAGCUGUUUUAGACCAAUAGAGAAUGAAAAAUUGUAUAGAAAGCACUUUGUUGACAAAUUGUUUAGUUUAUUAUAGAACUCAAUUUUCCAAAUUAAAAUUUGGUUUGUCCAAAAUAUAUUUAAAUGAAAUGUACUGAUGUGGUUUUUUUACCAAAUCUUCAAUAAUAUCAAAAUUUUGGAAGUUUUGAUUACAUUUUCCACACAAGUAGAAUUGCAUUAGUGCUUUUAUUUUAUACUAUAUUGAAAUGACAAAAUAUAGAUUAUACUUACAUAUUUUUAAAUAAGUAUAAAGUACUUAGGUAUCUUGAAAUAGGACUUGAAAAUUUAAUAUCAAAAUUAAGUAGUUAGAUAUUUAAUGUUUAUCUAUUUUUAAAAGGCAAUGUCUAUAAAGUUAAAAAUUAAAGAAAAAAACUAAUAAAUAUAAAAGAUUUUUUUUUUUGUUUUUAAAUCCGAUGUAUAUUUGGCACGAUACAAUAUUCUCUAAUCCAUCUAAAUUUAACAUGAUGGUCUCUUGGAUAUUUGUCUAGUCAUAAACCUAUCAUGAUAAUUUUACGGUUUAAUGAAACUCAAACAGUAUACAUAUUUUAAGAUUCCGUAUAUAUUAUAAAAUACAGUGUCCCAAUAAGAUCUGGCAAUUAUAAAAAUUUCGUUCUGUUUAGUAAUUUUAAGAUUUUUUUAUUUUAUUUUAUAAUAAUUUCUAGAACCUAUUCUAUGAUUCUUAUAUUUUUUCAGAAAUCCAAUAUUUUGGUAUUAAAAAUGUUUAUUAACUAUUCAUCAAUAGUUAAUUUUUUACAAUUUAAAAUUGUUUUCAAUGCAUUUACAAAAUAAUAAUAAAACAAAUAUAAUUUAUAUUAUUAUAAAAUGUAUUUAUUUGUCUGAUCUCUGUGAGACUAUAUUUGUGUAGGUUUACAGUUUGUAUUUUACUAUUGUUUUUGUUUUUUUUGUAGAAUGUUAUUAAGUUGGAUACUUGUAAUUUUAUAUACAACGAUUAUCUUUCAAAGGAAAACAAAUGCUUCCGCAAGUAUGUGUUUUGUUUAAUUAUAGAUAUUAAUUAUUAUACCACCAGUUAUAUACCCAACUAAAGUCUUAUUUAAAAGACUACGUAGGUAUGUAUAUAUUUUAUAAUGUACAUAAUUAGAUACGUCUUGUACAGUUGUACCUACUACCUACUAAUAUAUUUUAUUAUAUUAUUAUUAUAAUUACAAUAUUUAUUAUUUUAUUUUUAUAUGAUUUUUUUAUUUUAAUUUUUAAAUAUAUUAUAGGAUUUACUAAUUAAGGUAUUAAAGUUUUUUUUUUUUCAUUAAGUAAUCCAAAUAAAAAUUUAAUGUUCUACAAAAUUAAAUUCUUCAUUAUCCAAAAAAUUCAAAUAAUUACUUGUUUCAUUAAUUUUAAGUAAACAAUUAAAUUUUCAAUUUUUUUGAAAUUUGGUCAUUCUUAAUUGGAAUAUUAGAGUGAAGAUUAAAAUAUACAAACUGCAAGUACUCAUCAGUCAAAGGCUAUUGAAUCUAUUGAAUGAAUAUAUUUAUCUAUGAAUAUAUUUUAAUAUAAAAAAUACCCUGUUAUUGAGUCUUGAGUUUUAAAGGACACCACACUAUAAUAUUCUCGAUGGAAAAUCAAAAUUGAAUGCAAUAUUAAUCGUAGAGAAAAAUUUAAUAAGUACCUACUAUGAACACCAUGAUACUGGACAAUUAACUGAUUUUUAUCUGCGCGUGAUUUUUAUGGGAAACUUUCACCAAUUUAUUUUGUGCAGCUUCACUAUAAUAAUAUAAUGGUCUUGAAUUUAUAUUUGCAUAAAAGUUAAGAUAAAAUUUAUUUUUGUUCGGUUACAGGCAAUACAUCAAAGACACGAUCUGUUGAUGAUUAUUCAGGUAAAGUCACAAUAUUGGUUAUAAAUACCUACUGUUUAUAAUUAAAAUUAAAGUUCUCUAUUAAUAGAUUAAUAUCAAUAUUUAAUAUAUUAAAAAUUUACAAUAGUAAUUUUGAAAUGUAUAAUAUUAAUAUUGAAUACAUUUCUAGACAGCAUCGUAUAUAGGUACUUAGUUUAAAAUGUACAUCUGUUUUUUUAAUAUUGUUGUUAUUAUUAAUCUUCAUAACAAAUAUCUGUUUACAUCAUAUAAUAUUAAAUAUUUAGUUAAAGAUCUGGAGAUGUAAUAAUUUAAUAAACAAUUUUAUAUAGAUUAUGAUGAAGGCACCAGCCGACCUAUUAAAGACCAAACAUCAAUGGAACCAUGUGGUAACUACCGACCAGGAGAAGAUGACAUAGAAAUAAUCGAUUUUAUUAGGAAAUUCAACAUAGAUUCGACAGAAGAAAUGUUCAAUAAAAGCAUAACUAAAGUGGCAGGAUCUAAUCGUUGGCAAACUGCAUAUAGAGUAGAAAAAACAGCACAAUUAACUAUGCCCACAAGGUAUAUUAUAUAUUAUUGACUGUUGUACUGUAUUAUUUUAUUUAUUUUUACGUUUAAAGUACCUACUUGAUGUCUAUUGCUGUAUGCCACUACUAUUCAUGAAUGCAAGAACAUUGUGUAGACUAUUAUUAAUUUAUUAGUGUAAACAAUUUUAAAACUACUUAUUAAGUGUACCUAAUUUACAGUUUAUAAUUUUUUACAAACAAGAUUUUAUUUCUAAUAUAUUUUAUAUAUUAUUAUUUUAUUAAGCUGUUGAGAAGAAGAAUAAUAUAAAUUAUGUUAUUUAUGAUUAUAGAACUGUGUUUCCAUUAGGCGUCCCUCAACAAUUUUCUUUUGUCGCUACUUUCUCAUCAAAAGUGGUAACCAGGUCAUUGUGGGAUAUACUUAAGAUCACCGAUUUUGAGAAUAAUAUAAACUUACAAAUUACAUUGGAUCAAGCUAUAGGAGUCGUAAAGUUUUCUAUAGUUAAUUAUGAUGGUUAUUUGCAAACUGUUACAUUUGAAGCAAGUAAUGUAAGUUUUUUUAUGUAUUUUUAUUAUGUACGCUUAGUAUGUCAUUUACAAAACGAUUUUAUCAGUAAAUUAUUUCAAAUGUACUGUAGUGUUGUCUAUAUUUUAGCUAAAUCUUUAUUGAUUUAUUCUUAAAAAAAAAAAAAAUAAUUUUAACUGGUUAACUAACAGUAUAGAGAGAUUUUGGUUGGAUUCUAAAUAUAGUCCAGUAGAAGUUCCCAGGAAAUCUUGAGGAGGUCUUUCAUGGAAGUUAAAGAAUUGCAGACAAUUUUUUGUUCAUCUAAAUAUAUGUAUUUAUUCAUAUAAAUUAAUUUUUAAUAAUAUUUUUCUUACUUAUAUCAAUUUUAACAACAAUUUUGAGUGUCACGAACAUGGACUUAAUAUUAAGACCUUGUGGUCAUGAAUAAGAAAUGACACCACCUCAUAGGACAAUAGAUUAAAAAGUACCUAGUAGUUACUCUGAACAUCACUUCAUUACUGCCCCUACUUCGCAUUCAAUAGAUUCUAGCAGCAGUUUAGAAUAAUAAAAUAACACUACUAAUAUACAUGUAUGUAUACAUACAGUGUCAGACGAAGUCAUACCCAUUGAAACAUCUUAAAUAGUAUUAACUUUGUUCUACUUUUUUGUUUGACAAUUUAAGAAACAAUCAACUAAAAUUUUUUCAUUUCCGUUAUUUUUUUGUCAUUUAUUUUUAAAGGUGAAAUAGCUACAUAUUUUUGAUUUUAAAAUAGUAUCUUAUAUUAAAAAUUCUAUAAAUAGAUGUUUAAGUACAUUAUAAAAUACAAGUUUUAUUCCAUUAAUUUUUGGGUAAGAGGGGGCAGUGUUACUCAAUUUGUGAGGUGGCACGGUGCACGCAGUAUUUGAAUACUACUCCUCUACUCUCCUACCUAAAAUUAAAAGUAGAAUAUCUUAUAAACAGAUUGACGAAAAUCAAAAACUUCAACACCAAAAUAUUAAACUAAUACUCCAUAGUCUCAAAGUACUUUAAUAAUAUAGAGUCAAAAUUAGGAUUCUAAUAUGACUCAAAUAGGAGUACCUGCUCUAGAAUAAAUCUAGAAAAUGUUACUCCAAUAUAGGUGACCUACUUUAUUAUUCUGUUUGAAGUCAGUGUCAGAACGAUAAAUAAAACCAACCAAACAAUAAAACUAGUUAAAUUUAAAGUAGCCCAACACUUCUUAUUUUUAUCGGCCCAAAGUAUAAAAUUUAACUCAAUCCAGCACUAUUUGAAUACUAGGUUGAAGUUCUCAAAAAUCCUUUAGUGGGAUUUCUUAUGGGGAAUCCGGUGCUGUUAUGAUUCUUAUUUACUUCAUAAUAAUUAAAUCUUCCAUCAAAUUAAACAAAUUAAAAUGAAUUAAAUAAUUUAAAAAAUCUUAAGGUAUUUCAUGUAUCAUAGACACUCAUUAUUGAUUGAUGGGCAUCAAAAAUUUCAGCACCAAAAUUUAUUUUAACUAAAACUACAUUUGUUUAUGGAGUUUUCAAUAUAGGUUGUCAUUUUAAAAUUAAAAGUAGGUAGUGGUUUUACCCCCAAAAAUAAGUAUGACAAAGAAACACAUACAUUUAAAAUUGUAUAGCUGCUUGUUUCUUAAGUGAUCUAUAAAACAGAUUCUGAAAAAAAUUAAUACUUUCAGAGAUAAUGAGUGUCUUACAAUAGAUUGAACACUGUAUAUACCAAGAUAAUGAGUAUAACAUAAUACUUAUUAAUUUAAAAAUAACUAUCCAGAUAUUGUAAUUGGACUAAAUUAAUAUUUUACAUUUUUGACAGAUUUUUGAUAGAAAUUGGCACAAGCUUCAUUUUGGAAUUUUUUAUGAUAGAAUUGUACUUUACAUAGAUUGUAAACAAAUUGGGGUGAAAUUGUUGGAACCCAGAGGUACAAUAGAUAUUAUAGGUAAUACUUCAUUAAUAACAAUUACGGAUUACCAAGCAGCACCAGUAAGUUUUAUCAAAACCCUAUAUAACUCUCUUCAGUUUAUAAACUAAUUUAAUCAUUUUAUAGGUGGAUAUACAAUGGAUAACAUUUAGUUGUGAUCCAACAAAACCUCAACGGGAAGGAUGUGCAGAACUCUAUCUGGUAAUAAUUUAAUUAAACUUACAUACAAUUAUUCCUAUAUAAUUGAAUUGUCCACAAACAGGACAGAUUUAAAUUUAAAUAAUACCUUAAUAUAAAAUAUAAAAUUCAUAAUUGUAUGAAGGUUGGAGAAGAAAAUGUACAAACUGCAACUAUAACAAAUAGUAGAUGUCCUUAUCGAGAUAAUAAAUGUCAAAAUUGGUCUCAUCAAGUAAAUGUAAAUCAAAGUCAAUCAGGGCCACCGGGACUCCAAGGAUCUCGAGGAUCCCCAGGACUGCAAGGAUCUCCAGGACCUCAAGGACCCCCUGGACCUCAAGGAUCCCCAGGACCUCAAGGACCCCCAGGACCUCAAGGACCCUUAGGAAUAAAAGGGUCUCAAGGACUGACUGGGUUACCAGGUCUAUCAGGAGCUGAAGUAUUUAUAACUAUUUGUUAAAUAAUUUAAAUUGAUUUGCAGUCAAAUAUAAAUUGUUUUGCAAAUCAUAAUAUAUAUCUAUAAAAUAAAAUGUAUAUUUUUAAUAGGGUUUACAAGGAUUUCCUGGUUUAAAAGGAGAACAGGUAAAUUACUGACACUUAGAAAUUGUUUUUAUAUAAUAAAAAAACAUAUGCACUUAUAUAAUGGAUGGGUAUAUAUUCAUAUUACAGGGAGAACGUGGGAUGCCAGGUAGUAAAGGUGAGCCAGGACCUCCUGGGUCCACAACUUAUAUUCCAGGAAAACAUGAAGUACAAUAUUUAAGACCAGUAAGUAUAGGAUACAAUAACUUUAGAAGUUAAUUUGUAGUUAAUUUAAAACAGAGUAAGAAAAAGAUUUACUUUAAAAAUUUAAAAAAUCUUAUCAAUAUUACAAAUAGGUAUCUUAUUGAUAUUAUAGUCUUUGCUCUAUACCAGGUGAUUCAUUUAAGUGGGUACACUUAUUAUCUCGGAAAGUAUUAACUUUUUCCGGACUUUAUUUUCUAGAACGCUUAAGAAACAAGCUACUCCACAGUUUUAGAUUGAGCAUUAGUUGAAAUAAAUUAUAGUGUUGAAAUUUUUUGAUUUCAGUCAUGCCGUUAACGAGAUAUACCACUUUUAAUUUUAGGUUGAAGAAGAGUAGUGGUGCAUUAUUAACACACCACACGCCAUACCGCCACACCAAUAAUACUCCGCUACUCUCCUCCAACUCAAACUUUAAAGUGGUAUAUCUUGUCAAUGGGUUGACCAAAAUCAAAAAAUUUCAACACUAUAAUUUAUUUUAACUAAUACUCAAUCUAUGUAUGGAUUUUUUAAUAAGGACAGCCAUUUGAAAAUCAAAAGUAGAUAGUGGUUUUACCCCAAAAAAUAAGGGUGACAAAAAUAACACAAAUAUGAAAUUGUGAAGCAGCUUGUUUCUUAAGUGUUCUAGAAAACAUAGUCCGGAAAAAGUUAAUACUUUCUGAGAUAAUGAGUGUAUUCACUUAAAUGAAUCACCUUGUAUGGUGUUUUUUUUUAUAAAUAAAGUAAAAAUGGUGGACAUAAUUUGUUCGAUGUAUGAGCCACUAUUGUAGGUGAAAAAUUAGGAAGGUAUAAUAAGAUAUAAUAAUAAUAAGGUAUAAUAGGAUAUAAAGGAGAAUUCAUUGUAUAUCUGUAUGCAACAAUUAGUCUUUGCUAUAAAAUAACAAUUCUAAGCAGAGUUCAGUUAUACAUGUUUUAGAAGGCCAUUAUAUUUACAAUUUUCAAUUUACAAUAUAUUUACAAUGAUACAAUGUCAUGAUUAUUAUUAAAUACCUAACUACUACUUACUCAUAACACGUAUUCAUGGAACACAAGAUACAUUUAAUAACUAAACACGGUUACAGUAAAGCAUGGAUAUUUCUGAUUUCUGUUUACGUGACAUGAAAACUGAACUAUUGUCUAACUAUAAUUAACUCUGUUGGGUCAUUCCAAUAAGGUUGGGUAUAAAUUCUCCAAUUGAAUUUUUCACUAAGCUAAACCACUAAUUAGUACUAGAUAUUAAAAGUAAGUCUUUUUAUUUUUUCACAGGGAACAUUUGGCCUACCAGGUGAGAAAGGAGAACGUGGAGAACCAGGUUAUUCAGUACGUACCAACAAUAUAAUAUUUUACCUUUUUUGCUUGAUUAUAUUUGAUAAAAGAAAAUUAGUGUCAAGAGAAUGUUGAUGGACUGAAAAGGUGUAAUACAUAUUUUAGUACUGUAUUGUAGAAAAUACAGAGAGAUUUUUUUUUUAUCAUGAACAUUUAAUUCCUGUUUUUUUCAUCGUGGAAUCGUUUAAACUUUCAUUUAAAAAUAUUUUUCAUUAGGACAUAGAUUCAGAUAAGGAAUAUUUUUUUUUAGAAAUUUUGGUAUGCAUAACAAUAGUAUUAGAUUGAUCGUUUAAAGUUAAAAAGCUUAUGGUUUUACAUAUAUGAGUGGCAGCACCCGUCACAUUAUCCUAAGACAUCUUUUUAAAUUAUAAAUUGAUAACUCUAUUCCUCUGAUCUAAACUUUAAAUGGCUAUAAUUUAUAAACCAGUACAUCUGAUAUUAGUGUUAUGUAUACCAACAUUUCAAAAAAAAAAAACUGGGGUUUUAUAUUUGAAAAACGAAAUAUAUACCUAUUUAACGUAUAUGGAGUUAAAAUAAAAAAUUUUAAAUAAUUUUAAAAUAAAGCUUAAACAAUUCCUCAGUGAUUAAAAAAAAAAAAAAUCAAAAAAAUUUAAAAUCCUCCAAGAUAAUUGCUGAUUCAUGAUUGAAAAAGAAAAAUAAGAUAAUAGGGACGAGUGCAGCCACUGGUGUAGUUGAGAAAUUGGGAAAGUAAGAUACAGACAGGAAUAUAAUGUAUAUCUGUAAGCAACGAAAACCAUUUCUUACGAAAAAAAAAUUCUGAGCGGAGUUCAGAUGAUGCUUUGUCAAUAAUAUAUAUUCCAUAGUAAAAUAAUUAAUUAGGCUGUAUAUAUAUUCUUUAAUAAUAUUUGUUUAAUGUUGUAUCGAUUUCCCUACUUUUUUCCUAGUUUUCCUAUGUUUUUUCCCAGUUUUUCACAUUUGCUGAGGAAACUCCGGAGAAAAUCGAUAAACAACCUCUCUAAAAUACCUCCACAGUUUAACUUCCUUUUAGAAAAAUUUCCAGUAGAAAAGUUGUGCAUAGAAAAAAAGAAGGCCGUAAUAUUAUAUUUAUUUUAUUUCGUUCGUAAAUUUUCCUAUUUUUUUUCGGUUUUUCGCAUUUGAUGAGAAAACUACUGAGAAAAUCCAAAAAUAAUGUCCCUAAAGUACUACCUCACGACGAUUUUGUAUCAGAAAUGAUACUACACUUAGAAAUCCGAGCAAGUCUUCCGAUAGAAAAAGUGUUUACAGAUAAAAAAAAUAAACAUCUUUUUAAAACCAUAAGCUUCUUCGCUCCACUCAGAAUCUAAAAUAACUCUGUAUUUUAAUGAAAUAACAAAUGGGAACCUGUAAAGUAAAGUUAAAGGUAAGAUAGUUGAGAGUAUAUUGGCGCAAAUAAGGGGAGGAUAGCCUCCCCUUACAUAAUCAUUUUAAUCAAUAUUUUAGGGGUCUUAAACCUUAAGAGUAGAGAGUUACCUAAUCAAUGAGAUAGAUGAAUUUGGAAUGAAUAGUGGAAAUCAGGGCCGUUCUUAGAUCUUGCGAGGCCCGGGGCAAGAUAUCAUUGCAAGGCCUUCCUAGUUUUCACUACUAACGUAAAUACUUAAAUAUAAAUAAAGUCGUAUUAUAAUUAAAAUUAUAACUAGGAUUUACAAAUACAAUUAUUUAAAUAAAAUUAAUUUUUCUUGUUUUUGCUUCCGAAAAUGUUGCGAUUAAAUCUUCAUAAUCCAAAUUUUUACAAAUUUAAUUUUCAAUUGAAAUGAUCAGAAAGAGAUCAGAAAGUCUUUCUUGAACUAUAGUGUUCCACAAAUAAUUUUUAAUCAUUUUUAGUUUCGAAAAAUUUCUUUCGACAUUUCGGCACUACUUAGUUGUAAUGUUUGAUAUUAUAAACAUGAUUCUCAAAGCUAUAGAAAUAUUUAGAAAAUAAUUAUAAUAAAAAAUAAUAUACAAAAUAAAAACUUUCGCAGUGAUAUUUUUUGUUUGGUGAUAACUGCCCACUAGUAUUCUUCAAUUGUACGCGCUAGAUAAAUAAAUAUAGUGCUGGUUAUUUUUGACAUUCUACGUAUUUACGACAAACAUAAUGGUUUUAAUAAUAAAAACGAUAUGAUUUUGAAAAUAAAAAAAUUAUUAGAAAUUCGUCCUCCCUCUGUAAAAGUUCCAUGUCAGUUAUUUAUCUUACUUUAUGCCAGUCUAUUAGUCUUUAAUAAUAUUAGACUAUAUUGACAGUUGAUGAGUGAUAAAUGUUUAUUACAUUAUGAUAAUGGUAUUGUAUAACGUAUAAUGGGGCGUUCCCACGAGGUGUUAAUCACGACAGUCAACCACGCUAGUCAACUUUCGUUUGUGACACUCACGAAAGUGUGAAUUGAUGAAACAUUCACACGGGUUUGGGUUCGUGCCGUUCACGCCUCGUGUUUCGACUUAGUCACUAUCGAAACAUCGAUCAUGAAUGAUCUGGUUGUUGAAAGUUGUGCUGUUUUAAGUAAGUUUUUUGUUACGAUCUUAGCAAAAAAAAAAUGGAGCGCUUACUGGUCACAAUUACAAGAAAACAAAAAAAAAGACGUUUUUGAGUUAGAGAAUGGAUACAGCGAAGAAACAUGUUAGGAGCGUCGAACUUGGUUAGUAUAGAAUUAAAAAGCAAUUUUCCAGAUGAUUUUAGAAACCUACUGUGAAUGACUGAAUUUCAAUUUGAAUACUUCUUAUUACCGUGUUACCAAUAUUAUCUCAAAUCAAAUAUUUUUUCAUCUUGGCUUCACGAACGGUAUAUCGCGACUGAAAAUCAAACACGUUUCAUCUAUCCACGCUUGGGUCGUGCGCCGUUCCUCACGAAAGCAAGUUUAACGACUGUGCGUUCACACAGAAGUGUAUUUCAGGAAAGCGUGGUUGACUGUUGUGAUUAACGCCUCGUGAGAACGCCCCAUAAUAGUAUAAAUUAUUUCUGCAAUUUAUUAGUUUUAAAAAAGUGCAAGUGCAAAUGCGAGGCUCCCACAAUGCGCGAGACCUGAGGCAUGAGCCCAGCAGUCCCCUCCCUAAGAACGGCCCUGGUGGAAAGAAAAACACAAAGAUUAGAGAAUACCAUAAUAAUUAAACCAUUUUUUUUAUUUGUUCAUAAUUGAAAGCUGGUGAUUCAUUUUCACAUAUUUGUUUCACUAGGGAAGUAGCUUUACUGAAAAUGAGAUCAGAGAAAUGUGUUUAUCAAUUCUAAAAGGUAAUUUUUUAAUAAAUAAAAUAGAAUAAAUAAUUGUGUCACAAUUAAUAAUAUACUCAUGAUUUUAGAGCAAUUAGAAGAAAUUACACACACCUUUAUUGGUCCCCCUGGACCACCAGGCCAAUCAAUAAUAGGCAAACCAGGUCCACCAGGAACUCAAGGACCACCAGGUAAUGUUUUUGUAUUAUUUUGUUCUUCACAUCAUCCCCCAUGGUCUGGUAUAGCUAUUAAUUUAAUCUAAUAAAUUAUAUAAAACAUUUAUUCUAUGUGCAUGUAGCAUCAAAUUUACGAUGAAUAUUUUCAAUAACUGAGAAUAUUAACUGUUCAAAGUCACUAAGUUUAAAAAUGUUGUACCUACUUAGGAUUUUAAAAUUAAAUUUAUGUACUUAUUUGAAAUCAUAUUGUUGUGGACGAAAUUAACUAAUUUAAUAAUCAUAAUUAUAAUAUUUUAAUGUCUCGCACAGUAGUAUAGACCCCCGGGUUUUAUGGACCGUUAAACUUAUAUGAUAAACCAAGUUGUGGAUCGUUGACCUAUAAUGAGAAAAGUACCGCCUAGAGUUGAAUUGAUGAUGUACACACAAAAUAAUAUUAAUUAUUAGGUACCAUUGAUUAAAAUAUAUACACUGUAUAUUUAUCAAUCAAACAACAUUUGAUGACAUGGGUAGAGGGGCAUCUCCGUUUGUCAACAGUAGAAAGUUACUGUGAUACGAUAAGUGACAACAGCUCACAUACACACAAAAAUAAUGUUAUUGGAAGAGACCAAAAAAUAAAAUGAGCCACAUAAAAUAUUUAGGUAAUACUCAAAAUCUGAAUCAUUCAUCUUUCUCAGGUUUCUUCACACUAGUUUUUGAUUUUGACCCUCUAACUUUCUGCAAUCCACAAUUGUCACCUGUAUUUUCUAAAAAAUACUCCAUAGCUUUUUAUUAAAACGAGCUUUCAUUUUUUUUUUUAAAUUAACUCCCAUAUAUUAACACAGUAACUCGACAGUAAUAAACUUAUUAAUGUAUUUACAUGUACAUUUUUAGGCGAACCUGGACCACCAGGUUUUGGAAUACCAGGCGAAAAAGGAUUCCAAGGAUCCCCUGGUAUACAAGGUUCAACAGGUAAUAUCUAAUAUUAAUCAAUGAAUUUUACUAUACCUAUUGUUGACAGAGAAUGAAAAGAGUUAAAAUAAUAUUAUUUGUGCUUGGAGAUUAUUUGUGCCGCACCUAUAUGAAAUUUCACAUUAAUUAUAGUACAUAUUUGAUUAAGGUUUUAAUGUUAAUAUUUGGAAGUUUAAAUAAUUAUUUUCUAAAAAAAAAAAAAUAAAAUAAUAAUAUUUGAUUCAUUUUAUAAUAAAAUUAUCUUGAAAGGUACUAUUUGUAUUGAAAGUGACACAGGUAGUCUACUGUUGUAGAUGAAAAGUUAGGAAAAUCAAAUAUAUAGGGUAAUUUAGUUUAUUCAACUAUUAAUCAUUGCAAACCAAAAAUACUCAGGUAAUAUAUAAGGUGAUCAAGAAAUUACAAAUUAAACGACAAAAUUUUUGUUGAUUCUACACUUUUCCCAAGUAUAAGGAAAAAAUUUGAUUUUAGAAAAGAUACUAAUCACUUGAUGAUUGGAUCAAGAUUUCUAAUUCAAAAAUGUAUUGUUUAGAUAUAAAAAUUGAUAAAAAAAAAAAAAUUAUUUUAAUUUUAUCUAAGUUAUUUAAUUUGUAUUAUUUUAGGUCCUGAAGGACCAGUUGGUCCAAAGGGUGAAAAAGGGGAGCGUGGGACAGAAGGUGCUGCAUAUGAAGGAUUACCAGGACCUCGUGGAGCACCUGGUAUAUGUUAAAUAUAUAUCUUAUACUUAACUUUUCUUAUAUAAUAAAGAUAUAUUUAUAUAUUUGUAGGAUUACCUGGAUCAUCUGGCAGACCAGGCGAUAGAGGUGAACUAGGGAGACCCGGUAUGUAUUAAUUUGUAAUUAUAGAUUUUAUUUAAUAUUUAAACAAAAUAUACAUUUAAUUUAUAUAAGUAAAGAACAUAUAGGUUAUUAAUUACAGAUUAUCUAAUUUAAUAAUUUUUUUAAUAGGUCCAGUAGGCCCACGUGGUUAUCCUGGCCCUCAGGGUUCACCAGGAUAUUGUGAAAUGUGUAAUAAUGUUUACUAUGCGGGUAGGUCACCAGUGCCUGGAAAUUCUAAAGGUCCUUAA
Cinara cedri is the source of this 12962-nucleotide messenger RNA. The record is from the annotation of a GenBank genome assembly. Lineage: Eukaryota; Metazoa; Arthropoda; Insecta; Hemiptera; Aphididae.